UAAAAGAAGAGAAGAGCUAAACUAACAGAAAAGAUAAUCAGAAGAUGUCUCUUAAUGUGCGUAUUUUGUUUAUUUUAUGCCUUAAUAAUUGUUUUCCUAUGUUCUUAGUAUAUUAAAUUAGUAGGAUUACUGUGACAGAAUAUGACAAAGUAAAAGUUAAAGUUAAAUCACGUUACAUUGUGUUUGUAUUCCUAACAGCUUUAUCAACACAGCUUUGUUUUUCACAUUAUUUUUGCAUUAUUUUUACAAUUGCUGUCAACAUUAACAUUAAUACGGUCAAGGCAAUUGUGUGUUAUUUCACAUCUGAUUCGUCAAUUUUCCUACUCGUUUGCGUCAUUCUGAGGAUUAAGAAUAACAUCUGACAAUAUUUGGACAGUGUUUAUGUCUCGUUAUUUGUUUGAGUCAUAACAAAAUCAUUGUUUUCGAAGAAUAGUGCAAAAUUCAAGAUCACAGCAACACAUUUAAAUUGGUUUUUAUUCAUUACUAUUACCGACAACGAUCUGUUGCUUUAUCAGAUAGCUGUAGCUAGUAACUCAACCCGUUCAAAUGUGUUUGCUUUUUUUUCAACUCAAAGACAAAUUAGAUUCACCGAAUGACUUUAAAGUGAUUCUAAUUAGUGUUCGUGAUGAGUUUAUGGCAAGACCGACAUCACCUUUAACUCGUUGGCCAGAAAGUGAUAUAAUUGGUGCUCAAGACUUGGAACCUGGAAGAGAAGGUGGAACGUGGUUAGCUGUUAAUUCAAAAAAUGGAAGAAUCGGAAUACUUCUUAACAUCAAGGAAGCAAAGCAUGAUCUAAAUCCUCAUGCAAUGGGUCGAGGCAAAAUUGUUACCGAUUUUUUGAAUGGCAAUAACAGUGAUGAAUAUUUACAAUCAUUGGCAACGAAUGUUUCUAAUUACAACGGAUUUACUUUUGUUGGAAUCGAUUCCAAAUCCUGUUCAGCAUCAUACGUCAACAGUUUUACCAAGCCUCACAUUGUCAAGCUACAGCCAGGUAUUUAUGGCUUUGGAAAUGCAGAUGAUCCAAGUAAACCAUGGAAAAAGGUUGAUUAUGGUAGAGAUAAGUUUGCCAAGAUUGUAACAGAACUUUCAUCAACCGAUUGUAAAGAUAAGCUAAUAGAAAGAUUGUUUUCGUUGGUUUCUGACGAUACAAAAUUGCCUCAUGAUGAAAGGUUAUGGCGUCAAGCAUACGAUUGGACAGAAGAGCAGUUGGAACAAUUGAAUGCACUAUUUGUUAAAAUUCCUAGCAAAGAAUAUGGUUCCAGAACUUGGUCCAUUAUUCUGAUCGAUGGUCAAGGUAAUGGUAAUGUUAUUGAGAGGACUCGGAUUCCACCUAUCGAUUGCUCUAAUAAUGAUAUCACCUCAGAAUGGAAAGAAACUUCUUUUUCAUUUAAAUGCAGUCCAAAUUAAUUUAUCCUCAUUGACUUUACACCGUGAUCGCAUUGAAUCGACAAAGUGUUACAGGCAGCAUCUUCGUUUACUCCCACUCAUAAGAUCUAUACGCAGAGAAGAUUGAAAACUUCAGAAAUAUUUCAUUUGAGAUGAGCCAUAAUCUAUUCUGAUCGUCGAUUUUGUCAAAUUCCGUACCCGCUCAGUACGAAUAUUAAAAAACAAACAGGACAACAAUUGUACUCCUGUAAUCAAAUUACUAUAAAUAAAUGUUACUCAAAAACUA
This is a messenger RNA of Tetranychus urticae (two-spotted spider mite), 1672 nucleotides long. It is a transcript of the gene Tango2, whose product is annotated as transport and golgi organization 2. Gene Ontology annotation, cellular component: Golgi apparatus. Gene Ontology annotation, biological process: Golgi organization; protein secretion. NCBI's taxonomy places the organism in Eukaryota, Metazoa, Arthropoda, Arachnida, Trombidiformes, Tetranychidae. The record is from RefSeq and is a predicted model, not a curated record.